UGGGUUGUCUGUAGACUCGAUUCUUGUCCCGUUCUCGGUAAAGGGCCCAUAAAGCGUAUUGCGCCAACUAGCAAACAAGCCGUAUGGUACGGGAUUGGGACUUGAGUCAAGUCUAGGUUGUCUGAUGGUUCAUGGUCCUUGAUGGUCCUAACAUGCUAGCUUGAACGUCUGACUUCAUUCUUCGAGGCUCGAUCCUUGCGGAUAAAGACAGGGGCCCAGUCUAAUGCUGACCCUGCAACGUAGGUAGGCUACUAUAUAUACAUGUACUGUGUGUUGAUCACGACGUAGUGCAAGUCUCAGAGUAGCCGGAACACACGGAAGACGGACACCCACCCGGCCCUUGGCUUUAGGCUGCAGAGGUUUAAAUAGUAUGGAGGAAGCUGCAGUUGCCAACAAUGAGACCCCCAAACCAUUUCUUAGCAUUGAUGACGUCAGAACACUUCUCAUGCGACUCUUCGGUGUCAAGGCUUCAACUAUCAAGGAAUUCGACAGCUACGACGAUAGGACCUAUCACGUGACUACAGACCACGGUCAGGGGAUCGGAGACAACACAGAGUUCAUCCUCAAUGUCUUGAAUUCAGGAUUUACGGCAGAGGACGCUGUUGAAGCCCAGACGGCCAUUUUGGAUUUCUUGCAGUCCGACUUUCCCGAGUUGCGGAGUCAGGCACCAGUGCCAAAUCUAAAGGGAAAGCUUGUCAGCUACGAGAAGAUUUGCAAUGAAUUUCGAAAUGGGAGUGAAGUGAGAGGCGAAACUGCCGUGAGUGCCUUACGGCUCUUUAUCUACCUACCCGGAUCUACUCUUCUGUCUUCGGCUCCAUUGCCUCUGUCAUUCUUCAAGAAAAUCGGUACACAUCUCGGAGACCUUCAAAUUGCUCUUCAGAAGUACCCGAGAGAAAUUGAUGUCAAACCGUUGGAGCAAAGGGCAGCCACGGCGAUAUGGUGCCUGGCAAACAUCCUCGAUCUCAGGGCUUACUUACACGUGGUGAAAGAUGCUAGGGCGUUGACGAUUGUGAACGAGGUGAUCACAGAAUUUGAAGAGAAAGUUUUACCAGUCGUCGGAGAAUUUAGAAAAGGGGUUAUCCACCAAGACUUCAGUGACUGCAAUGUACUCGCAGUUCAGACGAACGCCAACAAGAAUAAGGACUACGAGAUUAGUGGUGUCAUCGACUUCGAUGACAUGAUGUUCUCCUGCCUCGUGUUCGAUGUUGCAACUGCCAUGAUGUAUCUGAUGUUCUGCAGUGACCAACCCCUGGAAGCCACUGCCAACCUCCUUGCCGGCUUCGAGUCGAGAGCUCCACUCCCGGAGAAGGAGCGAGGCGUUCUGCGUGUUCUUAUUGCAGGGAGGUUCAUCCAGUCCCUCGUGCUAGGGCUGUAUUUUGGUGGCUUGAACCCGGACAAUUCGUAUAUACCACAGAAGCAAGAAAGAGGUUGGAAUCUCUUGGAACUGUUUUGGAACCAUCCUCAAGAUGAGUUAAUGAAAUUAUGGAAUGGAGGAACGGAUUGCAUGACAGACAACGAGUCAGUCAACAAGGUUAAACUUUGCCGCUCCUGUAAACCGUUACUCAGCAUUGAUGACGUCAAGGUUCUACUCCAAAGACUCUUUGGUCUUCGAGCCUCCGAGAUCCAGGAAUUUCCAAGUUACUACGACAGGAUUUACUACGUCAAGACGGAUCCCGACCAGGGGAUAGGCGAGCAAAAUGAGUUCAGCUUUAAAGUUUUGAAUUCGGAAUUUACCGCAGAGGGCGCUGUUGAGACUCAGACGGACAUCUUGGAUUUUUUGCACAACGUGUUUCCCGAGUUGAAAUGCCAGGCUCCACUUCUGAACAAAAACAAUAGUCUUCUCAGCUAUGAACCGAUAAAAACUAAACUAGAAAGUGUAGAGGAAGUUUGUAGGCCGACCACCGUGACUGCUGUGCGUCUGUUUAGUUUCUUACCCGGAAAGCCCCUGCUGAAACUGGCUCCACUACCGCCACCAUUCUUCCAGAAAGUCGGUAAACAUCUUGGAAAUCUACAACAUGCGCUACAAAAGUAUCCAUACCAUGUACGGGAGGAUAGUGAUAACAUUUGGUGUCUGGACAAAGUUCCCCAUCUUAAGCAUUACUUAUGGGUGAUUAAUGAUGCCAAGAAGCUGAGAAUUGUUGAAGACGUUAUUUCAGAGUACGAGAGGAAAGUCAUUCCAGUGCGAGGCGAAUUUCGAAGAGGUGUAGUGCACCAGGAUUGCAACCACAGCAAUAUACUAGCGGUGCCUUCGCUUGAAGCGACCGUCAAAAAGAGUCAAACACCCAGGGAUUACAAUGUCAGCGGCAUCAUCGAUUUCGACUUCACUGCCACCUCGUUCCUCGUGUACGAGAUUGCAAUCCCAAUGAUGUAUCUGAUGUUCUGUAGCGACCAACCCCUGGAAGCCACUGCCAACCUCCUUGCCGGCUUCGAGUCGAGAGCUCCGCUCCCGGAGAAGGAGCGAGGGGUACUGCGUGUUCUUAUAGCCGGGAGGUUCAUCCAGUCGUUGGUACUCGGGCUGUACUUCGCAAGCCUCAAUCCAGACAACUCCUACAUAAGCGAGUCGCAGGUCGAGGGAUGGAACCUUCUGGAACUAUUUUUGAACCAGUCAGAAGACGACCAGUUAAAACUUUGGGGAAAAUUCCGAAGGAACGUUUUUGUAUGAACAAUAACUUUCAUUAUAUAAACUGUGUUGGUGGCAGGAAGGUCCCUAUUGUAGUGUACAUGUUUUUUUCUUGUAAAUUGACAUGUAAGUUGACAUUUAGGUCACAAUGUGAUGGUGUUAAUAGCAUUAACCAUUAUCCAGGCUUAAUUUCCUAAUGAUAGAAAAUGGCCGAGUCGUUCUGACAGAUGGAGCAAUGAUUGUGCACAGCGCCCCCUAUUGUUUUUGUGCAUCGCCAAAAAAGCAACAAUGAGAGUACUGCCCCAUGGACACGAAAAAGCGUGCUAACCGUCCGGGGAAAAUUAAUGACGGAACAAUACAAAUCCAUUGUGAACACGCAAGAUGGCCGCAUAAUAACUUUUGCUAACCUGUGAAAUAUGUUUCUUGAGCAAUUUGUUCUGCUCCGUAGGCACGAAAUGUUAAGUAGCUGUAUGCAAUUGGGCACGGUAUUCAAGAUCAUAGGCGUUGGGACGGAUUGAACAAUGAGACUUCCAAAAUACAAAGGGCGAAUAAUGUGAUUGGCGUUGCGCAUUGUGCGAAUUUUUUUUAAAACUCUUCCGUCGCUCUUUUGACUCCAACCGCCCCGGAUUUUUGAAAAUACGUGUUGGGGGAAAUUGUUUUUACCAAAAAGAAAAUUAUAAUGAUGAAUCAUCCAAAGUGUUAAAAACAAUUAUCAAUCUUGUCGUACUUUGUUUCUGUUUACCAGUAGGAACCAUUAUCACUACCGAUAUGGACACCUAAUUUUGGGCAUAAUGUUCAUACAUUGCUUUCUGUAAAAGAGAAUGCUGGUAAAAAAAGACUUAGGGAUAAUGUUUCUUUCGUAAAAGUAGUCAGCCACAAAUGCAGGGUAUACUUACGAAUUGUCAAGGAUCAGUGCCCCCUCCCGAUGUUACCCCAACAUGCAAAAUUUUGGCUCUAGUAAAUUGGUCAUCGACGUUGCAAACAAAAUAAUGUAAGAAAACGCCCUCGUUGCAUUUAUAAUUAUUGUAAGCUUUCAGAUGCCUGAGUAUAAGCUGGAGAAUUUUCUCAGAUUCACAUUAAUUUGUUGUGUGUGUGGGGAAAACCCCCACAUUUUUCUCUUAAAUUACUUCAAUGUGCCGUUUCUUACAAUGUUUUAUACAUCAACUCCCUCGUGAUCUUUACGGUAAUUAAUUGUUGGAGGAAUACCAAGAUAUACCCUCCCAACGCAUUACAGACUAUACUGUAAAGGCCCUCUUCAUACUGUUUUGUGUAGGUUGACGCCAUUGAGCCCAAGAGGCAUCAGUGGCUAGUGCAUAAAGCGCCAGCCUCUCACCACUAUGGCCCGAUUCGAUUCCCGGCUUUACUUAGGCCAUGAUAAUUGUGAGUCAAGUUGUGUGUUGGAUCUGUCCUCGAUCCUACCACGAAGAUUUUCUCCGGGAUCGCGGUGUUUCUUCCCCGGCCUCCGCAGAUAUAUUGCUCUUGCUCCAAGGUCCUGCACAGCAACAAUGGUUCUAUGUGGCUCAAUGGACGGUACCCGUUAUACCCGCAUUCCAUUCGUCCGAGGAAAAUCUGUCUAUCCGGAGAUCCUGUACCCAUUAUGGGAAAUAAACAUGAACUUGAGAAGGGGAUUCAAAAGAGGGCGCUAUCAGAAGAAGUUUGAACACACCGAAUAGGAGCGGGGCAGAACCUCCGGGGACAGCCUCACACCGGUUUUAGGCCAUUAUAUUGCAAGUUGGAUCUGUAUGCCACGAGGAUUUUUUUCUCCGGAUUCCCGGUUUUUCUUCUUCUCCUGAGGAUCAAAACCUUUUCGAUCCCCGGCUGUAUACUCGUGAUGCAAUGGGUCAAUAUAACUGGCUGCCAAAGGCAUGUGUAUAUAUGCUUCAGACAUGCAGCUUCUCAGCUAGCUGCAAGCUCAGAAGAUGAUUUAGCCUUUACAUCACAGUGCCUGAUUAGUUGGACUGUGAGGGAGACCUCUACUUGGAGGCUGCAGGUUCAAAUCCCGAUCUAGUUAUUCUUUCUUUCGUCAAUUAUUGAAAGCACAAUGUGGGGAGCACGGAGGAAGAGUCCUAUAUAGGGCUAUGUUGUGAUGAAAAGUUACAGUCUCUCGCACCCCCCCUUCCGAGCUCCGCCCCCCUAAAUCACCACACCGGAUCAUGAAACAGAUCAAUGAAAACAUAAGAAUUGUGAUCUAGUCAACAUUCUCCUUAACUACAAUGUAGAUUGGGAAGAAAUUGGUGGUAACUAUGUCUUUGACGUGUUUACCAAAACUUUAGUUAAAAAACUCUGGCAGCAGACGACAUCCUUCUGUUUUCAGACAUCACUUUUGAACAGCGCCCUCUUUCUGACGUACGUUUAUAUGUAGAAUUGAACGCGUAUUUGGUGUUAUACCGAUUCCCUUUGUAAAAUAAUGGUUUUGAUUAAA
Asterias rubens (European starfish) is the source of this 5042-nucleotide messenger RNA. RefSeq lists its product as uncharacterized. Lineage: Eukaryota; Metazoa; Echinodermata; Asteroidea; Forcipulatida; Asteriidae. Gene Ontology annotation, molecular function: amino acid kinase activity. The transcript has 9 exons. The record is from RefSeq and is a predicted model, not a curated record. The coding region runs from base 371 to 2662 and encodes 763 amino acids.